AUGAGCGAAGCCCCGGGUAGGGGGAAAUCGAGAAGAGCAGGGUCCGCAGGGGAAUUGGAGCUGUCGGAUUCCGACAGCCCAGUGGGGAAAGCGGCGGGAAAAAGAAGAGGGAGGAAACGAAACCACGUGGAAGCAGAACGGCAGAGGAGGGAGAAACUAAACAAGCGAUUCUACGCGCUCCGGUCGGUAGUGCCGAACGUGAUGGACAAGACGUCGUUGCUGUGGGACGCGGUGUGGUACAUAAACGCACUAAAGGGGAAGGUGGAGGAGAUGGAGUUGGAGUUGGAGGUGAGGAAGUUGAAGAAAGGGGGAGAGGAGGGGGUGGAGAAACAGAGCACCACGACGUCGGAGGAGGAGGAGGAACAGGGGAAGGGCAGCACUCUGUUCGACGUGGAGGUAAAAAGGAUGGGAGGAGGGGACGCAAUGGUGCGAGUUGAGUCCCAUAAUCAAAACUGCCCUUCCGCCACAUUGAUGGGAGCAUUAAGAGAUCUGGAAGUUCACAUUCACCACGCCAACAUCACCAAUGUAAACGAUUUGAUGCUCCAACAUGUUUUGAUUAAGCUUCCCCAUGCCUUCUCCACCGAUGAAGCCUUCAAAGCAUCUCUUUUAUCUAAAUUACACUAA
Cucurbita moschata (crookneck pumpkin) is the source of this 624-nucleotide messenger RNA. Its product is annotated as transcription factor bHLH28-like. Gene Ontology annotation, molecular function: transcription cis-regulatory region binding; DNA-binding transcription factor activity; protein dimerization activity. Gene Ontology annotation, cellular component: nucleus. The coding region runs from base 1 to 624 and encodes 207 amino acids. Lineage: Eukaryota; Viridiplantae; Streptophyta; Magnoliopsida; Cucurbitales; Cucurbitaceae. Gene Ontology annotation, biological process: regulation of DNA-templated transcription. The transcript has a single exon. The record is from RefSeq and is a predicted model, not a curated record.